Messenger RNA from Dermacentor albipictus, 1811 nucleotides. The record is from RefSeq and is a predicted model, not a curated record. Lineage: Eukaryota; Metazoa; Arthropoda; Arachnida; Ixodida; Ixodidae.
CCUGCGGAAGAAGAGGAGACGUUUCUAGAAGGAGCAGAAGAAGAAGAAGAAAAGCGACAGCUCUGAUCAUCGCAGAGUCCCUGGCCGGCCGAGACCAUGUCACAGAUGCCGUCACGGUCAACUGAAGCGAUCGGGCAGGCCACCGAGCGUGAAGGAGGAGUGGUUCAGCAGGAUGAAUGUCCGGACGUGUGGAGGCCACCAAGUCCAGGCGGUCCCCGGAGAGUACGCCGCUCUGCAGGCAGCGUUGAAUUGGCGAGUCGGAAGACAGCGUCAGGCCAAUCGUUUCUGAAUGACGAGGUCUUGCAACGACUGCGUACCCUGGCGACGGAAGGCGCGCGCGGUCACAGCCCCAGGACGGAGCGGCUCCUGCGCCGUGCGGUCCGCCUCGAGACUGUCGUCCUGUGCGCUGUGCUCGGAGCCGCUGCGCUGCUGGCCUCGCUGGCGGUGUACUUCGUGUUCCGAGGAACCGCGGCAUCCGGAGAGCUGGCACGCGCCGCCUGGUGCCAGAGCGCGGCAUGCGACUUGCUGGCGAGAUCUGUGCUGAGCCAACUGAACCGGAGCGUCGACCCCUGCCGCGACAUCCAGGCGCACGUCUGCAGUCGCUUGAAGUGGGACAGCGACCUGACCACGGACACUGACACCGACAUGAUGCGCCAGUGGCACAGGCGCGGCGCCACCUUCCUCGAGACCAAAACAACACCCGAAGCGGCGUUUUCCCUUUACCGUGCCUGCAUGAACCCGGACAAAAACGACGUCGCCCAUCUGGCGGCGUUUAUGCGGGAACGAGGCCUCCUGUGGCCCGAGUACGGCUCUUCUGGUCGUCAUGCGCUCUACGUGGUCCUCGACCUGCUAAUCAACUGGGGCGUACCCUUCUGGUUCGAAAUGAGCCUACGCCGGCUGCCCAACGAGUCGAGGUACAGCCUGUACAUCAACUACGUCAGGACGAUGGACACGUGGCAGCGGCGAAAGCAAGUGUCGGCCGACGCGGGAUUCUUGAAGAGCUACGUCAGCGGCCUGUACAGCGUGUUCGGGGCCUCCGAGGCUGCGCGUUCCCGCAUCCCGACGCUGCUGCGACAGGAGGCCGUCAUUCACGACAUCAUCACGUUGCCCGAAGCGCGGGGCCAGGCGCGCGGAGCCGGCUUGUUUGUGAUGGCGAUUCCGCUGUCCUUGGUCUCGCACUUCGUGCCGCACAUCAGCGCCGACAUGUGGCUCUCGUAUCUGAACGAGCACUUGAGUCCGCAUCGUCUACAGCCUGACGACAAGAUGCUGGUGGACGACGUCGGCCUGGCGCGCUGUAUGAGCGCGCUCUUCAGUAACUUCAGCAACGACGACCUGCUCUACACGUUAGGCUGGUGGUUCGCGCAGAAAUACACGGUAGUGACGUCGAUGGACGGCGGCAUCGCUUCGUACGGAAGCGCAACCGUGGCGCAGACAAACCGGCCGAUCGACUGCUACGCGGUCACCGAGAGCCGAUUCCGGAGGCAGCUGUUCCACGCGAGGGCGCAGGCGUCGCUGGGCAGCGCUGGGCUGGACCGGGCGGCUGAACUACUCGCAAACAUACGAAACACCACCAUCGCCAUGAUCAGGUUGCUGCCCUGGCUUGACGAGGAAGCGCGCAACGAAGCAGCUCUCAUAGUGCGAGCCACAGAGUUCGAGCCAUGGACGUCCGAGUUUGGCAUCAGCACCGCAGGCUGGCCGUCGCUGCCACCCACUAGCCAAAAACGGCAUGGUGAAGACCGCGCGAUUCCACAAGAACCUGCUCGUCUUUUCGCAACUGCGCCCGGGAAGACGCAUCUUUCCGAGCCUCAGAG